AUGGGUAAGAGGUUCGGCUUCAAGAGGGCAAACACCAACCAAGAUGAGCCCAUCACCAUCAAUGAGCUCCAAAAACUCGACAGCCAAAGCAAGCAUGCUGGCAGCAGCAAGCUCGGCCCUGACCAUGGAGUUCCGGAGGAAGUCAUUGAGGGCGAUGUCCGUGAGAUCACUGAGGUAGAGGCCAACCAUGCCCUCAAGUCCUUCCGCAAGGAUCACAUGUGGGAUCCUAACAUGGAGGAUGAGACUUUGGACAUAGUUGACGCCGUCACUGGUGCUCAUGAUGCCAAAGGAGAGGCUCAAUUGGUCGACGACAUGAUUGAAAACUCACCGUAUCCUGAAGUAAUUGCCAAGGUUCGUGCUGUCGUAAGAAACUACGACGAGGAUGUCCCUACAAGCACCAUCAGAGCAUGGACUAUUGGUCUCCUCAUGACCACUGUUUGCUCGUCACUCAACGCUCUGUUCCUGCUCCGCUAUCCCAAUAUCUCUAUCGGUCCUUACGUUGUACAACUCAUCUCCUAUCCCAUCGGUGUGGCAUGGGCAAAAUCACUUCCCAACAAGGAGUUCUCUAUCUUCGGACUCAAGGCUAACCUCAACCCUGGUCCUUUCAACGUCAAGGAGCACGUCAUCAUCGUUGCCAUGGCCAACGCAGCUUUCGGUGGUGGUGCUGGUUACUUUGUCGAUACCGUUGUCUCAUUGAAGAAAUUCUAUCACUUCGACACUAGCCAGUUCGGAUGGGGUUUCAACACUUUGUUCGCCUUGUCGACCCAGUGCCUUGGAUUUGGUCUUGCUGGAUCCGUCCGCAAGUUCCUUGUCGAGCCUGCUGCCAUGAUCUGGCCCGGUGCUUUGGUCAACGUCGGUUUCAUGUACGCCUUGCACGAUCACAGCCCUGCUGACCCCACGAAGACCAGCGGCUGGAGCGUGAGUCGUUACAAGUGGUUUAUGAUCUGUAUGGUUGCUAUGUUUGUCUGGUCCUGGUUCCCUGACUUCAUCAUUCCUGCCUUCAGCUACUUCGCUUGGGUCACUUGGAUCAAGCCUAACAAUGUUAUCGUCAACCAAUUGUUCGGCCAGCAGACCGGUGUCUCUCUGGGUUUCCCCUUCACUGGCUUCACUCUCGACUGGGCCCAGAUCAACUCUUUCUACGGCAGUCCUCUGCUUUCUCCAUGGUACGCUCUCGCCAACACUGGAAUUGGUAUCAUCUUCUUCGGCUGGAUUAUUGUCCCCGCCUUGCACUACAGCGGUGUCUGGUACGCCGAGUACCUUCCCAUCUCGCAAAACGGUAUCUUCGACAACCAAGGUAACACUUACAAUAUCUCGAGAAUCUUGACGCCCGAGCAUAUCGUUGAUCCCGUGAAAUACGAGGCCUACUCGCCUUUGAUGCUCUCAACUGCCUUUGCUCUGACCUACGGUAUGAACUUUGCGUCGAUCGCCGCACUCGUCAGUCACACCUACCUCUUCCAUGGCCCCGAGAUCUGGCGCCGAUUCAAGUCCUCCAAGGGUGAGCUCGAUGACAUCCACAUGAAGCUCAUGCGCAAGUACAGACUUGUGCCCACCUGGUGGUACCUUGCUCUAUUGGCCGUCAUGAUCGCAUUCGCUUUCGUCUCAGCACUUGCAUACCCUACUGGCAUGGCGUGGUACUCGGUCAUCCUUUCGCUGAUCAUUGCAACUGUCUUCACUAUUCCUAUCGGUAUUAUCCAAGCCUUCACCAACAUCCAGCUGGGUCUCAACGUGUUCACCGAGUUCAUCAUCGGUUACGUUCAGCCCGGUCACCCUAUCGCCAUGAUGAUGUUCAAGACUUUUGGAUACAUUGUUAUGACUCAGGCGCUUUACUUCUGUCAGGAUCUGAAGCUCGGUCACUACAUGCACGUGCCUCAGCGUUCUAUGUUCACUGCCCAGUUGGUCGCCACUAUCUGGUCUUGUCUUUGCCAGCUUGCCACAGUUGAAUGGGCCAUGGGCGCAAUCAAGCAUGUUUGCACCAAGGCAGCUUCUGGAAACUUCACCUGUCUUUCGAUCAAGACAUUCUACAAUGCCAGUGUCAUUUGGGGUGCUAUCGGUCCCAAGCACCUGUUCUCUGAUGGAGCUACCUACCAGGGUCUGCAAUACUUCUGGUUGGCAGGCUUUGCCUCGCCCUUCCUCGUCUAUGCGCUUGCUCGCGUGUUCCCCAAGAUGUCUAUGAUCCGCAAGAUCAGUAUGCCCCUGAUCUUUGCUUGUUUCAGUUAUGUUCCUCCCUACACUGCCAUGAACAUCCUUUCUUGGGUUGCAAUUGGUUGGGUCUUCAACAAGUACCUUCGUCAGAAGCACCGCGGAUGGUGGAUGGAGUACAACUACAUCACCUCUGCCGCCUUCGAUGUUGGUCUUGCGAUCUGCGCCAUCAUCCUCUUCUUCUGCGUACAGCUGCCAGGCAAGACCAUGCCUGGCUGGUGGGGUGUCAACAUUGUCGGAGACACUCUGGAUGGUGCUGGUGGUAACGUCCAGAAGACUGUUUCCGGCGACGACUACUUCGGUCCUAGAACUUGGAAGUGGUAA
Molecule: messenger RNA, 2523 nt
Organism: Aureobasidium melanogenum CBS 110374
Lineage: Eukaryota; Fungi; Ascomycota; Dothideomycetes; Dothideales; Saccotheciaceae
Product: small oligopeptide transporter-like protein
Exons: 4
Coding region: 1-2523 (840 amino acids)
Biological process (GO): transmembrane transport
Molecular function (GO): oligopeptide transmembrane transporter activity
Source: RefSeq, a predicted model, not a curated record